ACUGAUCAGCAGCUGAAUUUCUACUUGCAAAGGGAGGCUGAGGGCAGUGAGGCUGCAAGUAGAUCUGCUUUGUAAGUUGAGGGUAGUUGAGCUGUCCAGUGUUGCCGUUGCGGCAUAGUUCACGGUCCAGAUAGAACACAGACGUAUUGCCGAGGGAUAUUCGCUCACUUCGUUGAUCGAAGUGGCGUCCAGUUUGCGCUUGGCGUUUUUAGUAACUGAGAGCAGUUGUCCCCUGCCGAGGACGGGAUGAGUUCCGAACUAGAUCAACUCCGUCAGGAGGCCGAGGCGCUGAAGAAUCAGAUCAAGGAUGCGAGAAAAGCUGCAUCGGAUACAACUCUCCUUCAGGUCGCAAAUGACAUCGAAGGAGUUGGUCGCAUCCAGCCAAGGAACCGCAAGACCCUGCGUGGUCAUUUAGCUAAAAUUUAUGCUAUGCACUGGGCGAAGGACUCCAGGUACCUUGUCAGUGCAUCUCAGGAUGGCAAACUCAUCGUUUGGGAUGGCCACACCACGAACAAGGUUCACGCGAUCCCACUGCGAUCUUCGUGGGUGAUGACCUGUGCGUAUGCACCUUCUGGCAACUUCGUCGCAUGUGGAGGACUGGAUAAUAUUUGCUCUAUCUACAGCUUGAAAACUCGGGAGGGAAAUGUACGAGUGAGCAGGGAGCUACCUGGCCACACCGGUUAUCUUAGCUGCUGUCGCUUCCUUGAUGAUCAGCGGAUCCUGACCAGUUCUGGUGACAUGAACUGCUGCUUGUGGGAUAUUGAGACCGGACAAUCGACCACAUCCUUCCAGGGCCAUACUGGUGAUGUCAUGAGCAUUUCUCUGGCUCCAGACCAGAAUACCUUCAUCUCUGGUGCCUGUGAUUCCGCCGCAAAGUUGUGGGAUAUCCGCAGUGGUAACUGCGCACAAACAUUCACUGGUCACGAGUCCGAUAUCAACGCUGUGGCCUUUUUCCCUAAUGGACAUGCCAUCGCCACUGGAUCUGAUGAUGCGACAUGCCGCCUCUUCGAUAUCCGUGCUGACCAGGAACUUAUUACGUACGCCCACGACAACAUUAUUUGCGGCAUCACAUCGGUUGCCUUCUCUCGCAGUGGACGAUUGCUAUUCGCUGGUUACGACGAUUUCAAUUGCAAUAUCUGGGACACUCUCCGAGGAGAACGUGUUGGUGUUCUUGCUGGUCAUGACAACAGAGUCAGCUGCUUGGGUGUGACAGAGGAUGGUCUUGCUGUGUGCACUGGCAGCUGGGAUAGCUUCUUGAAGAUUUGGAACUAAUGUGAAGAAUAUUGUAUGUGGCACCCCCUUGCGCAAGCCUUUAGUUACAUACAAGCCGAGAAGCAGCAGCGAUAAAGCCUCCGUCCAGUCUCUGGCUCUGUGACCUACACUGGUUAUCGUGGUAGUACAGUCAAUGGUAGGCUUACUGCAUUUACAUACCCUCAUACUUGUAGAUGGUGCUUCUCUUUGAAAAUACAAAAUGCAUGGCGUGACUUUUUGUCUGCCGCUCCCCUCAGUUGUUGUUUCGGCUCGUUCCGGUCAUGGAACAACUGUGUCAUUGUCUCCCCCCAUUCCCCCAAUUGAAACUAGUUGCAUGCUGCACUCCGCUCAUACAUUGGGGUCAAACUAAGUCAUAACACUCUACAUAUCUUAUCACAUCUUUUGGUUUUUGGCAAUCGUUUUGUGUAGCCACACAAAUAGGUAAUGUUCUUAUCUCCAGCUCAAGCAACAGGUCUUCCGCAUCAUAUCUGUCCUAUCUCCUCCCUCUGUUUACUGUAGUGGGUUCACGCUCUUACGUGCCUUUUUUUUCCUCCGACUUUUGUUUCUCAAUGUGUCGUCGUUGUAUAUUGUAAUUAGCUUUCCAACCAAUUUUCACAUAUUCCGUAUUUCAACCUUCGACUUUGCUGUCUCACUACAGAGCUAUGUUGCGGGAGCUGUUGGUUAGCCUUGUUAUAUGGCUGACUUUGUGUCUAAUUCCUAUCAAUCCCAGCAACACUGACUGAUGACUGAUGUACAUGUUA
This is a messenger RNA of Sycon ciliatum, 2012 nucleotides long. Its product is annotated as guanine nucleotide-binding protein subunit beta-1. Gene Ontology annotation, molecular function: protein binding; signaling receptor complex adaptor activity. The coding region runs from base 247 to 1272 and encodes 341 amino acids. Gene Ontology annotation, biological process: G protein-coupled receptor signaling pathway. The record is from RefSeq and is a predicted model, not a curated record. Gene Ontology annotation, cellular component: cytoplasm; heterotrimeric G-protein complex. The transcript is spliced from 9 exons. Lineage: Eukaryota; Metazoa; Porifera; Calcarea; Leucosolenida; Sycettidae.